GUCAGUCAGCGAACAUUCAAUAUUCCACCACCGUAAAUACACGUCAUUUUCUCGUGACAAGGAAGUAAGGAGUGUCUGUGAGCCUGCACCUGAAGCAUAGAAGAGAGGGCCAGAUUGCAGUUAUGGAUUUUCAUGCUGCUUCCAUCAUUGUUCUGUUCUCCCUUAUUGCUCUCACCUGCGCAGAACCUGUGAAAUUUGCAGAUUGUGGCUCUGAUGUUGGUAAAGUGGUGAUUGUUGACAUCCAACCUUGUCCUAAACAACCAUGUGAGCUCCAUAAAGGACAGGCCUAUGCUGUCAAUGUGACAUUCGACAGUGCGGUUGAGAGCCAGACGAGUAAAGCAAUUGUCCACGGUGUGAUUGCUGGCGUUCCCAUCCCAUUCCCCAUCCCCAUUGAAGAUGGCUGCAAGUCUGGGAUCGAGUGCCCCAUUCAAAAGGCACAGAGCUAUCACUAUGUGACUCAGCUUCCUGUGAAGUCUGAGUACCCCUCUAUCAAGCUGGUUGUUGAAUGGGAGCUGAGAGAUGACACUGGCAAAGACUUGUUCUGCAUAAAGUUCCCAGUCCAGAUCGUAAGCUGAGAUUUGUCUGCAGUACCACCUGAAGGGAAUUUUUAAAAAGGGAUUCUAAUGUGAACUGCUUAAACUGAGAAUAACCCACAUACACAUUUCAUGAAUUAUUCUAUAAUUUAAGAAUUCUGAUUUCUAAGUAUUGAUUCUGUAGGUUUUAAAUGUAUACUGUAGCUUUUUCAGUCGUUUUAAAACUUAACUUCCCAUACAGGCAUUUUGAAAUGUUGUGGCUGACUGUUUACUCAUAACUGCAUAAGUGGGUCAUUCCACCAAAUGAGUACCUCAUAACUGUGGGUGCUUAUAUUUUUACAAUUCCAUACAUGUACAUGUGUGUAUUAUACGCAUGUGUGAAUUGGAAAUGUGUUUUUUUGCAUAUCCAAACUCCUCCUGAGUUUUUUUCACCUUGCUGGCUGAGGGAUUCAAACUAGCAACCUUUUGGUUACUGGCACAAGUCUCUAACCACUAGGCUACCUGGCUACCUUUUGCAUCCCUUUAUAUAUUUUAAGUAGAAAUUGUGCACCAAUGUUGAUUUGUGAAAGCCUGUUAUAAAUUAAGUGCCAUUUGAAAAUAAACUAUAAUGAAAAUUCAAUAAAUCUGACUUUUAAUAUGAAUAAAGACUUGCUAAAGUGACAAUUCA
Messenger RNA from Oncorhynchus nerka (sockeye salmon), 1200 nucleotides. It is a transcript of the gene npc2.1, whose product is annotated as NPC intracellular cholesterol transporter 2, tandem duplicate 1. The record is from RefSeq and is a predicted model, not a curated record. The transcript is spliced from 5 exons. Gene Ontology annotation, biological process: intracellular cholesterol transport; cholesterol efflux. Bases 123 to 575 code for a protein of 150 amino acids. Gene Ontology annotation, molecular function: cholesterol binding. Lineage: Eukaryota; Metazoa; Chordata; Actinopteri; Salmoniformes; Salmonidae.